This is a messenger RNA of Cornus florida, 1361 nucleotides long. RefSeq names its product carboxylesterase 1-like. Gene Ontology annotation, molecular function: hydrolase activity. NCBI's taxonomy places the organism in Eukaryota, Viridiplantae, Streptophyta, Magnoliopsida, Cornales, Cornaceae. Bases 250 to 1245 code for a protein of 331 amino acids. The transcript has a single exon. The record is from RefSeq and is a predicted model, not a curated record.
UCUCCUUCAAUGUAAACCAAAUAUAUAUAAUACACACACAUGUACACCUACCUAAAAGCAAUCUACCACUUUUGUGAGUCUGAACUCAUAAGAUAUGAUCAUCAUGCACUAAACAUAUCAUUCCCACACACACACAUAUAUAUGUAUCUAGAUCGAUACAAGUUACAGCUGUUCCAUAUGUUCUCUCUUUGUGAAUAAUCAGCUCUUUUUCUUUCUUUUUUUUGGUGGGUUCAUCACCAAUCAGCUCACAUGUCUGAUAAUCAAAGAUCGUCGUUAAGUUCCAGAGACAAAGUCUCCCAGUACCUCGGCAUAGUCCUCAAUCCGGACGGCACGAUCACACGCGUCCACCAAGUCCCGGUGGUCCCUGCAUCAGCCGAUCCCAGCUCUCCCUCACCCGUCCUCACCAAAGACCUCCCUCUCAACACAGAACACCACACGUGGGUGCGUCUAUUCCUGCCCCGGCAAGCACCUGAUAACUCCUCCACAAGAAAGCUGCCCAUUGUCGUCUACUACCACGGUGGUGGCUUCAUCAUAUGCGCCGCAGACUCGAACAUUUUUCACGACUUCUGCACCGAAAUGGCGGUCCGACUCGGCGCGGUGAUCGUAUCGGUCGAGUACCGUCUCGCUCCGGAGCACCGCCUCCCGGCGGCCUACGAUGAUGCCGUGGAAGCGCUACACUGGAUUAAAAGUUCCCACGAUGAGUGGUUGCGCGAUUUUGGUGAUUUCUCCAACUGUUUUCUCAUGGGCACCAGUGCUGGUGCCACCAUGGUGUACCACGCUGGACUACGUGCAGCCGUGGCCGUUGAUGAUCUCCGGCCGUUGAAGAUCAAAGGGCUGAUAUUGCAUCACCCUUUUUUCGGUGGGUCCGAGAGGACAGGGUCGGAGUUGAGGCUCGUCAACGAUAGGAUAUUGCCGCUGUUUAUUACUGAUCUGAUGUGGGAACUGGCUUUGCCAAUAGGUGCUGACCGGGAUCAUGAGUAUUCUAAUCCAACGGCUGUGAUUGGAGGAGUACAAGCUUGUGAACAGUUUAAGAUGCUGGGGUGGAGGGUUAUAGUGACCUGCUGUGACGGAGACCCUCUGGUUGACCGGCAGAUGGAGUUCGUGAAGGUGUUGGAAAAGAAGGGUGUGCAAGUGGUGUCAAAGUUUAGUGAGGGAGGUUGUCAUGGAUUUGAUCUUGAACCGUCCAAAGCUGUGGAACUAUUUUCAGUUGUGAAAGAUUUUAUGUCACCGUCGGUGAGUGCUUAGAAAAUCCUAGUUGUACCAUAUUACGUCAAGCCAUCUGGCUGGGCCUACGAGGUUGUGUCUUAAUUAAUGCAUGUUUGUACUCUUUUGAUAGAAAAUUUUAAUUGUUCAUGUCACAA